AUGUCCGAUGGCGGAACCCUUCCCCAGGAAAUCCUCACCGACGUACUCUCUCGACUGCCCGUCAAACUUCUUUGCCGAUUCAAAUGCGUUUCUCCCUCCUGGAAAACCCUAAUCUCUUCCCCCUAUUUCGCCAAAACCCACCUCAACCGAACCAAAACCCUAAAAAACCCUAAAAACCCCAAUAAAAAAAUCCUCCUCAUGGCCGACGAUCUCUACUCCGUAGACCUCGCGCACACAAACCCGACCGCCACAAAGCUUAGUAUCCCUCCGGCGGAACAACGACUACAGCAUCAGGUACGCGUUGUGAACUCCUGCGAUGGUUUGGUGCUACUUUCCAUUCGAUGCGGCUCCGAGUUGAUCUUGUUGAAUCCAUCCACCAGAGAGUGCAAGAAACUCCCUGCAUUUACUUGUGUCGUCGAUUCUGCUAAUUAUAUCGACUCGAAUCUAUACGGCGUGGGAUACGAUUCUUCCACGGAUGACUACAAGGUCGUGAUUGUCUCCCGGCAAAUCGUGGCCGUCUAUUCACUGAGAACUGAUUCUUGGAGGAGAAUUCAGGACGCUGAUUUUUCCCUUAAGGCGUGCAGUGGUAGGGUUUUUGUUAAUGGGUGUCUCCAUGGAAUUUGUUGGAGGGAUGGUUGUAAUGGGAUUGUUGCUUUUGAUUUGUCGGAUGAGGUUGUAAGGGAAGUUCCACAACCGGCUUGGUAUUGUGGAUUUGGAUCCGAGAUUGCAUCUUAUUGGGUUGCAGUUCUCGGGGGUUGUCUCUGUUUGGUUGACAAUCGGGCGCCUGAGUUUUGGAAGAUGAAGGAGUACGGGGUACGAGAGUCGUGGACGGAAUUUAAGAAGAUCCGGUCCGGGUUGUUUAAAGCUUGGUUGGUUUGUUUGUUAGCGGAAGACGAAUUCUUGUUGAAGACCACUCUCGGGAGAGGACUUAAGCAAUGGGUUGUCUACAAUUCGCAAAAAGACACAGUGAGGAACAUGGUGGUUUGGGGCAUGCCGGAUGAGUUUUCCUUUCAAGGCAACUAUGUGGAGAGCCUCAUCUCUCCUCAUCAUGGAGGAGGGAUAGGAAGGCAAUGA
This is a messenger RNA of Rhododendron vialii, 1074 nucleotides long. RefSeq names its product F-box/kelch-repeat protein At3g06240-like. The transcript has a single exon. Gene Ontology annotation, biological process: SCF-dependent proteasomal ubiquitin-dependent protein catabolic process. NCBI's taxonomy places the organism in Eukaryota, Viridiplantae, Streptophyta, Magnoliopsida, Ericales, Ericaceae. The record is from RefSeq and is a predicted model, not a curated record. Gene Ontology annotation, molecular function: protein binding; ubiquitin-protein transferase activity. The coding region runs from base 1 to 1074 and encodes 357 amino acids.